GCAGGUGAGUGUGUGUGGGGAGACUCAGGUGAAGGGAAUGAGGUCAUCAGCAGUUUGUGAGAGGGACUGGAUCUGAAAUACAGAAGAGACAUGAGUUAGAGGAAUGUGAGUUAAUGCUCAGAUAGACAGGACCCUGCUGUGAUUUAUUAGCACUCUACAAACACAUGGAACCAGAGUCAUGCUUGUCUGGAAGCUGUUAAAUGCUGCACAAUCCUGCACCUCAUCCACCUCCCUGCAGCGUUUCAACAGCAACACAAGUGGCUGUAAAACAUUUGUUUUCACUGAGAUAAGAUUUCCUCAUUGGACUCUGGUGAAACACAACAGUCUGGUCAGGACACAGAGCUGGGAGGAGCUUUUUGUGGUGCUGCAUCAAAACAAUCAUUCUGGUGGAUAUAAAGUGUCACAUGCACAAUGGAGACGAGAGGGGUUUGGCUGAUGUUUUGCCUUCUGCUGCUGGCACAGUGCACACUCCAGCAGAACAGCUCCAACAGAAGAAAUGGCAAGAAAGAGUCUGCAAACAGCGCAGCAAUCGAGGAGCUGAAGAAACAGAUAGGUGACAUAAUGCAGGAGCUGAAUGUGUUGAAAGAGCAGCAGGCUCUACAAACAGUUUGUCUGAAAGGGACAAAGAUCUUGGGUAAGUGUUUCCUGGCCGACCCGGUGAAGAAGACCUUCCACGCUGCCAGCGACGACUGCAUCGCCAAAGGAGGCAGCCUGGGCACCCCUCUGACAGGGGACGAGAACGAUGAGCUCUACAGCUACGUACGGCAGAGCAUCGGCCCCGAGGAGCACAUCUGGCUGGGCAUCAACGACAUGGUGACCGACGGCCAGUGGUUGGACCAGUCUGGGUCCAGUGUGCGGUUCAAGAACUGGGAGACGGAGAUCACCCUGCAGCCGGAUGGAGGGCGCAGUCAGAACUGUGCCAUCCUCUCCACCACAGCCAAUGGGAAGUGGUUUGAUGAGAGCUGCAGGGCCGAGAAGGCCUCGGUCUGUGAGUUCAACAUCGUCUGAGGCCUUAAAUGGACAGUUCACCCAAAUAUGUGUCAUCCAAGUGUUCGUUGUUGUGUUUCUGUUGUUUUGUCACGUUUAAAAAAUCGGUCACCACUUACUUCAAUUCUAUUGGAUUUGGCUGCAACACUGAAACACCCCUGAAACUCCAGAAGUGUUUUGUGGACUCAAACACUUCACCCACCCCUCCGUCUGCAUUAUGGUGAGUAGAUAAUGAGUGAAUUUUCAUUUUUGGGUGAACUAUCCCUUUAACAUGAGUCUUUGCAGAUAAACUCUCAUGUGAACAAUAAGUGCCUUAAUGAAUGCAGCAUGUAGAGCUUCAUUACACAAUACACAGAAAAAAGAAUGCUAGUUCUUUCCUGCAUUUUCUUGACCCAAGCCAUUCAGAUGUCAUUUGACUUCACACAGUGGUUUCACAAACACUAUGUCACUGUAUAAGCUAAACUCACUGACACAUGAUAUUUCCCAUGCAUUCAGCCACAUCCUGGUUUUAAAUAAUUUCAGAAUUUAUCAGAUAUUAAUCGAGGUAAACUCCACUGGAUGGCUUCACUUUGUUAUAUAUUAA
Paralichthys olivaceus (Japanese flounder) is the source of this 1570-nucleotide messenger RNA. RefSeq names its product C-type lectin domain family 3, member Ba (gene clec3ba). Lineage: Eukaryota; Metazoa; Chordata; Actinopteri; Pleuronectiformes; Paralichthyidae. Gene Ontology annotation, biological process: ossification; bone mineralization. The record is from RefSeq and is a predicted model, not a curated record.